Messenger RNA from Kuraishia capsulata CBS 1993, 447 nucleotides. RefSeq lists its product as uncharacterized. The record is from RefSeq and is a predicted model, not a curated record. Lineage: Eukaryota; Fungi; Ascomycota; Pichiomycetes; Pichiales; Pichiaceae. Gene Ontology annotation, cellular component: endomembrane system; membrane. The coding region runs from base 1 to 447 and encodes 148 amino acids. The transcript has a single exon.
AUGCACCCUUUGCAUUUUACUAAUGCGGAGCAAAUUUGGUGCUCGCACGAGAAUGGCACCACGAACAGAAUGCUUUGGAAACGAGGCUUCCGAACUCAACACUCUUCUGUCCUAAUCACACAAAUAAUGAAUUAUCUAGUCCUAAGUCUUGUGAUCCCACUUCUGAUUAUCUUUGUGUUCCACAGGAGUAACGUCAAGGUGGUGGAUCCACUACAGGAUAGCGGAGCUGACAACGGACCCGUGGUCCAGGGCGAGUUCACGCCGCGGACGCUUUACAAGCACAACGGUUUCGACACAGAAACGAUCUACAUAGCUGUGAAGGGCAAAGUGUUUGAUGUGAGUCGGGCUAGACAGUUCUAUGGGCCAAGUGGGCCUUAUAGCAAUUUUGCUGGCCAUGAUGCCUCCCGUGGGCUUGCAUUGAAUUCGUUUGAAAUGGGUACGUCAUAA